GAUGCGGACACGCGCACUAGUAGACGUGGCGGUGACGUCAACAUCCGGGGAGUGAACCGGAGCGAAUCCCCAAACACCGAUACGGGAGAUUCUGGUUAUAUAGAGCGAAGCAAGGAUUUACCGGUGAUAUGGUGGAACCUUCAUGAUCACACAUCGCCCCUACGGUCCUUAUACUAGUGAGCAGGGGGUGUAUCUUGGGGCCUCCGACUAAUUUGCAACUGAUCCAUCUGCAAGACACACCCACCCCGGCCGCCGCCCCACUGCCUAACACCAGCACCAUGUCUUGCCGGGAUAGGACUCAAGAGUUCCUCUCUGCAUGCAAGUCCCUGCAGGGCCGACAGAAUGGGAUCCAGACGAAUAAGCCAGCUCUCAGUGUCAUCAAGCAACGCAGUGACUUCACACUGAUGGCUAAGAGAAUUGGAAAAGACUUGAGUAACACUUUUGCCAAACUGGAAAAGCUUACUAUACUUGCCAAAAGGAAAUCUUUGUUUGAUGACAAAGCUGUGGAGAUUGAGGAGUUGACAUAUAUCAUUAAACAGGAUAUCAACAGCUUGAAUAAGCAGAUAGCACAGCUGCAGCAGUUGGGGCUGUCUCGGACCGGCCAGGAAGGCAAACACGUGCAGACGCAUUCCAACAGCAUCGUCGUGUCAUUGCAGUCAAAGCUUGCGUCUAUGUCGAACGACUUUAAAUCAGUACUGGAAGUCAGAACAGAGAACCUGAAGCAGCAGCGCAGCCGGCGGGACCAGUUCUCUCAGGCUCCCAUCUCUGCUUCCGCUUUACAUGCCGCCAACUUCAAGAGUUCAGUGUUGAUGCAGGAUGAAUCGAGAAGAUCGAAUGAGGUCUCCAUAGACAUGGACCCCCGUGCCAGUCAGCAGCUUCAGCUCAUAGAUGAACAGGACUCGUAUAUCCAGAGCCGAGCUGACACCAUGCAGAACAUCGAGUCCACCAUUGUAGAACUGGGCUCCAUCUUCCAGCAGCUGGCACACAUGGUCAAGGAGCAGGAGGAGAUGGUGCAGAGAAUUGAUGCUAAUGUAGAAGACAGUCAGCUCAACGUGGAGGCUGCCCACGCAGAGAUCCUCAAGUACUUCCAGUCCGUCUCCUCCAACCGCUGGCUGCUGAUCAAGAUUUUCUUCAUCCUGAUGGUGUUCUUUAUUGUUUUUGUCGUCUUCCUCGCCUGAAGAAGGAUCGGGUGGUGGAGAGAAGUGUUGGGUGGGGGGAUGGUUGGGGGGUCACACAUACCAGAGGGAGAGAGGAGCGAAAGGGGGAAGAUGAGAGUGUGGGCAGCUCUUAUGAGGGUGUGUGAAAGUAACAGGGAGUGAGAAUGAUGAAGCCUCUUUAGCUUAUGAAGGGUUUUGGACACAAGGGAACUUUCUGUACGUUGACGAACUUCUCUUUUGUGGCUAAUGAUCUCUACCUUCUCUCUGAGGGUGAACACUUUGAAAGCUGCUGUUUUUGGGGAAACUGGCCAAGCUGUUUUUGAUUUUAUUUUUAUUUAUCGUUACGUGACUUUUUAGAGUUUUCAUAUACCAUUGGCGACCUUUAGAAAGUGACCCCCCCAUAAUAAAUUGUAAGGUUUAUACAUAACCUUCACAAUGACAUAAGUAAUUCUUCCUCUAAAAUAGGAAGUUUUUCAUAAGGGACAUUGGGUUAUGAAAUUCUGUGUGCGUAGCACUCAGACGUAUAUUUAUACUUUUUUCUUGCCCUUUUGAAAAGUGAUCUUCCCCUAAUAGAUAUUAGGAUUUACACAUAACAUUUACAGCGACAUAAGCAAUUCUUCCAAAGGUCCCAUAUUUAAGGUUUUCAUAAGGAACACAGGAUUCUGAAAUAUUAUUUGUGUAACACUCCAAUAUAUUGGCACUUUUUUGUAUUUAUUCAUUUUCCAAAUGUGGCAGUGGUGAAAAUAUCUACAAUUUCUUUAUAUAUAUCUUGGGGUCAUCUUUGACGUAUAAAGUUUGGUGGUGUAUCCCAUACAACUCAAGACAGAAGCUCGUAGUUUUUCCAAAAUGGAGAAAUGCAUGUGGAGUGAUUUACCCAAAUCCAGGAGUGUGAUGAUCUGCCAUCGUCUCCCUUGUUCAUUUUUAUGAACAUUUUCAAAGCUUGUAAAUCCAUUUUUGCUCAUUGGUUUGUCUUGAGUUAAAAACAAUGUAAUAAUUAUUUUGUUUAGUGCUGUCAGGUAGUUGACAUGACCUUUGUCGUUUUAUUUAUGAAGGCCUGUUACUGAACUUGCUCCCAGCAUUUGAAUUAUUUAAAGUUACUAUUGUAACUUAAAUUAGACAUUUUUCAAUAGAGGAACAUUCCUGCUUUGUAGAAAGACUGAGGAAAAGACAGAAGAUGAGUAGAGAGAGCGAACUGGCAUUAUAUCUGCAGUGAUGGCUCUCUUUGCACACAUCUUAGCCUGCAUCCUGACUCUCACCUGUAUCUUUACAUGUGACUGAAGAGUGGUACAUAGUGGUUCUUUGUUACUUAGCAACUUCCUCAGCUAAUCAUAAUGGCUUCAGAGUGUGGCAGUGGGUUCCGAAGCCACCAUCAACCUGCCAUUUUAAGCAGUUAACUGAAAAACCAGAGCUUUACAAAAGCCACUUCUGUGACAUUGUCAGGAUUUAGAUGAGGGGCAGACGAGGGGCCUAAUGCAUCACCACCCCAGACAGUUGCCUAAAAUUAACAUACUUUUAAAAUACUUCAAAUGUGAAGCUGAUGUAUGUCCAUUUUUAAGCCUUAUGUAUUCCUAUACAGGAUGACUCUUGUGUAUCUGAUCUUUUCCUCAGUUUGUAUACGUGCAACACUGUAAGCUUUCGUUAACCGUUACUGUGUGUCUGUGGCACUUGGUACUCUUAUGAACUCUGAAGCAAAGGGAAAGAUUGUCAUGGAUACAGCAGUUUGGGAAGCGGGAGAUAUCCUGGAUGAUUUUUAAUAAUUAGUCCCUCCCCUUCCUCUGUUGGAACAGUCCAUGCCCUUAGCUGAAAUGUACAUAAUGCAGAAUGUCACAUUUUGAAGACUGUAAGCUAAUUUGUAUAUAUAUUUGGUGGGUGGUACAGGGUUAGUUGCAGAAUAAGUGUGAAUGAUGGAGAAAAGUGUGGAGGCCAAAUGAAGGGAGGGAAGGAGUUACUCAUUUGGAUAUAUAGUGGUAAAUAUGUUGUGUAAAUUUCUUGACUGUGUCAGACCUUGGAGAAGUUACUCAAGAGACAUCUUUAACCCAAGACUGAAGGGCAACAAUGUGUCUGGAUGCAUAACUGCUAAUCACUUUUCUGGAUCUUUCUAGGUCACCCUCCUGUCAUUUUUUAAUUUCUACCUCUCCCUCUGUGAAGAACAACUGUGAAUUAAACCAGUGUUUCCCAACCCGAUCCCCGGGAAACCCCAGACAGUCCACGAUUUUGCUCUCUACUGGGAGCUAGGAUGAAGUAAAAAGGUGGACCGUCUGGGGGUCUCCAAGGACCGGCUUGGGAAAUGCUGCAUUAAAGAACAGCAUAAUAUUACAGGAGGGUUUUUUGUGUAAGUAAUGACUGUCUUUUUAUCACACCUCUCCUGUUUGACUCUAGCUCAUGCUUGUAGUGUACAAACUACAGAUAACUAUUAAAAACAUGUAAAUAUUAAAAUGAGCUGGAAUAUG
This is a messenger RNA of Brienomyrus brachyistius, 3607 nucleotides long. RefSeq names its product syntaxin 5A (gene stx5a). Gene Ontology annotation, molecular function: SNAP receptor activity; SNARE binding. The record is from RefSeq and is a predicted model, not a curated record. Gene Ontology annotation, biological process: vesicle fusion; intracellular protein transport; endoplasmic reticulum to Golgi vesicle-mediated transport. Lineage: Eukaryota; Metazoa; Chordata; Actinopteri; Osteoglossiformes; Mormyridae. Gene Ontology annotation, cellular component: endomembrane system; SNARE complex; Golgi membrane. The transcript has 11 exons. The coding region runs from base 279 to 1178 and encodes 299 amino acids.